GCCAACAUGUCCGUACAGAUCAACCGCACAACUCCUUCCAAGCAGCCCCUGAUGUGGCGUGGCACGUCGUCUAAUGAUGAAGAGCUGCUCCCUCUCGUGGACUCGCCAGCACAUUCCUACACGACCAGCAUCAGCGUCCAGCAAACACCCAAGGCAGAUUUGCCUCCUCAACAAACUGGCACCAUGCAGCCUCCAAUGACGGCCAAGUUCAAUCCAACCGAGCACCAUUUGAGUGCCGAAAGCGUGUCGUUUGCAUUCUCGCCGACGUCGCAUCCCCAGUUGCCUCGUCUUGCCGUGCCCUUGUGCGACGACCUCACGCACCUCAAUGGCCAGCUCGAGCCAGAGUACAUCCACCUGUCCAUCUUGGAUCCGUUCUUUGACGUGACCCCGUCCCGCCUGCAUUUGGCCUUUCACGAAGCCGACCCGACGGACUCGGGGGUUUUGACGCCCGAUCAAUUCCGCGCCGCGCUGGAGAGUGUGGGGAUUCGAUGCCGCGACGAAGCGGUGUUCCAGACGCUGCUGGGGAGCAUGUCCCACGGCCCCGCGAUCUCCAAGGCAGACUUCGAGCGCAUCGUCCAGAAACUCAAGCUGGGCAACCUCUUUGAAGAAGGCACGAUGGCUUUGUUCCGCGGCGCGGAAAACUCGAAUCAGUCCCGCAUCGAAGUGUGCGACUUUUCGUCCAAGCGGCUGGCGCUGUACAAACCCGAACUGCGCAGCUUCUUCACGACCGAGCCGGCGCCGUGGGUGUCCUGCCGCUGGAUCAACAUGCAAGGCCAUGAUCACCUGAACCUCAAGCGCCUCGCUAUCAAGUACCGCCUCCACCCGCUGGCCAUGGAGGACACAAUCGAACUGAACGAACGGCCCAAGUUCGACACGUACGCCACGCAUCGCUUUGUCGUGUUCCCCAUCCUCCACCACACGCUGCGCCAUCGACCGACUGCCGCCGACGCUGACUUGGCCCAACCACCCCCCCCGCCGUCGACCGGAAGGCUCGAGAAAGCCAACUCAAAGACGUGGCUGCCGGCGUCCACGCGGGCACGCCGUCGGACGUUAUCGUCGGAAACAGACGAGCACUUUGCGUUGACGGUGGAGCACGUGGCUAUCUUUUUGGUGGGCGAUCACACGCUCAUCACGGUGAAACCGUCAAGCGAGGACGAUGCGUCGAUUUGGCAGGCGGUGCACCGGCGGUUGGCGUCGACGUACUCGAAGGUGCGGCACAACGACGCCAACUUCCUGCUCUACUCGGUGCUGGAUGUGAUCGUGGACCAGAUGACUGGCGUCAUGGACGACGUCCGAUCGUACCUGAUGCACCUCGAGCAACAACUGGACACGCUCCUCCAUCGCUUUGACAUUGAAACCCUUCGGGACGUGCACAGCGAACUGGGCCAGCUCCCCCGUGUGAUCAAACCGACUCGAGACGUGCUCAAGAGCUUACUGGCCAGCCGCGACCUGCCAGACACGACCAAGGCGUACCUUCGCGACGUCCACGACCACUUGAACCACAUUCUGGACGAGAUCGAGUGGCAGUUUCAAAUGUGCAAGAGCAUGACCGAAGAGUAUCGAGAUGCCAAAGCUACGCAGACCAACUACGUUGUGUACGUGCUCACGAUCGUCACCACGGUGUUCCUCCCCGCGCAGUUUCUCACGGGCGUCUACGGCAUGAACUUUGGUAUAGUGUACUGUACAUACCCCCCUAUAUAUAUAUAUAUAUAUAUUGAACACGGGUGGGUUUUGUACGGUAGAUUACAUGCCCGAGCUGCAUUCCCCGUACGGCUACGUUGCAUUUUGGACGAUUUUGCUCAGCUGCACCAUCUCGAUGCACUUUUACUUCCGCCACAAGCAGUGGGUCUAAUGAAGAUGACGCGGCCAAAGCAACUCCGUCUGUCUGACGUGGCACAUAGACCCAUACAUGCAAUGGUGUUGAGAUUGUACAGAUAUGUACGACAUACUACCAGUUUGGAAUUUACAGUUAGACGACGCGAAAUGUUUCAAAUAUUAAGUCGAAGUAUAUUACUGUACUAUUAUUAAUAGUAUUAAUAAUAGAAAUAAAGGUGAUCUUUGAACCGGAA
Aphanomyces astaci is the source of this 2069-nucleotide messenger RNA. RefSeq lists its product as hypothetical. Gene Ontology annotation, cellular component: membrane. Gene Ontology annotation, biological process: metal ion transport; transmembrane transport. Lineage: Eukaryota; Oomycota; Saprolegniomycetes; Saprolegniales; Verrucalvaceae. The transcript has 3 exons. The record is from RefSeq and is a predicted model, not a curated record. Gene Ontology annotation, molecular function: cobalt ion transmembrane transporter activity; cobalt ion binding; magnesium ion transmembrane transporter activity. Bases 7 to 2028 code for a protein of 673 amino acids.